CAAAAAUUAAAUGUCUUUGCUGUCGAUGAUAAAACUCACAUUAAAAUGGCAUCUAGAUUGGAAUGUUUCUGUAUCUCCAUUGAAAUCAUCUACAUAAAAAAUGCUAUAAAUGUAUGCAUACGUGAUGUUCUAUGUUCGCCGUUUAAUGAUCCUGAAAUUGUUGUAAAAGUUCAAAAGAAUCUUUCGCCGGACGGAGUAAUUGUUGCCAGUAAUGGGGCAUUGCUGCAGCAAAGGCACCGUCGCAGCCUCAGCCCUGAAAGACGAUGUUAACCUUGGAUCAACCGCCGCUGGCAGAAACCACAUUCAACACAAACCGCCGUCUCUAAGCGGCUCGGUUGGUAAAGUGAGCAACGGUGCUUCCAGUAGCGACACUCCACUUCAUUCUUACACCGGGAGUCCAGGGCAGAUCCCGUACCCGGAGGGAGUUGGGGCGACUCCAUCGCCGGCGGGGACACCAAGGAGAACGUUCAAAUGGCCGUUCCCACCUCCGUCCCCGGCAAAACCGAUCAUGUCGGCGAUACGGAAACGGCGGGACACUAAAAAAGAAAAGCCGGCUGCCAUACAAGAAGACGACAGGAAAGAGAGAGAGCCACCGCUGGAUAAACAUUUCGGGUUUCCGAGAAACUUCCGGGCCAAAUAUGAGUUGGGAAAGGAAAUAGGAAGAGGGCAUUUCGGCCAUACUUGUCGAGCGAAGUGUAAAAAAGGAGCUCUAAAAGACCAGUUUGUUGCAGUCAAAAUCAUCUCCAAAUCUAAGAUGACAACGGCUAUAUCGAUUGAAGAUGUACGUAGGGAGGUAACAUUAUUAAAAGGCUUAUCAGGGCAUCAACACAUGGUCCAGUUCUAUGAUGCAUUUGAAGAUGAUCAUAACGUAUACAUAGUCAUGGAAUUGUGCCAAGGGGGAGAGCUUCUAGAUCGAAUAUUAUCCAGGGGUGGAAGAUAUAUAGAACAUGAUGCUAAAUCAAUCGUCAUGCAAAUACUGAAUGCUGCUUCAUUUAUUCACCUACAAGGAGUUGUACACCGUGAUUUAAAGCCAGAGAACUUUCUUUUUAGUACAAAAGACGAAGAUUCUCCAAUGAAGGUUAUAGAUUUCGGUUUAUCCGACUUUGUUAGACCCGAUCAACGUCUGACUGAUAUUGUUGGAAGUGCUUACUAUGUUGCGCCUGAAGUGCUCCAUAGAUCAUAUAAUGUCGAAGCUGACAUGUGGAGUAUUGGUGUUAUAACAUACAUAUUAUUAUGUGGAAGUCGACCCUUUUAUGGUAGAACUGAAUCGGGUAUAUUUCGUUCAGUGGUAAGAGCAGAUCUUAAUCUUAAUGGUUCACCUUGGCCUUCUGUAUCGCUAGAAGCCAAAGAUUUUGUCAAAAGAUUACUUAACAAAGACCAUAGAAAACGAAUGACUGCUUCCCAAGCUUUGACUCAUCCAUGGUUGAAAGAAGAAAAGCAUGGAGUGCCAUUGGACAUUAUGGUGUAUAAAUUGGUCAAGUCUUAUGUUCGAGCUACACCUUUAAGGCGUGCUGCAUUAAAGGCUCUCUCAAAAGCUUUAAGUAAGGAUGAGUUGAGAUACCUAAGUGCUCAGUUUGAUCUAUUGGAACCAAAAGAUGGGUGUGUUUCCUUGGACAAUUUUAAAACGGCUCUUGUGAAACAUUCAACUGUUGCCAUGAAAGAAUCACGGGUCUUUGAUAUCUUAGAUAAGAUGAAGCCAUUAUCUUACACUCAAAUGACAUUUGAAGAGUUUUCUGCUGCUGCAAUAAGCCCAUAUCAACUUGAGGCUCUUGAAGAAUGGGAAAUGAUUGCAAAAUCGGCUUUUCAGUACUUUGAACUUGAAGGAAACUGUGUUAUUUCAAUAGAUGCAUUAGCACAGGAAAUGAAUGUGGGGGAAUCUGGUUAUUUGAUACUGAAGGAUUGGAUAAGAAGUAGUGAUGGAAAGCUUAGUUUUCUUGGGUACACAAAGUUUUUGCAUGGUUUGUCGAUUUAUAGUUCCAAUAUGAGGCAACAACAAUAA
Molecule: messenger RNA, 1999 nt
Organism: Lactuca saligna
Lineage: Eukaryota; Viridiplantae; Streptophyta; Magnoliopsida; Asterales; Asteraceae
Source: the annotation of a GenBank genome assembly